UGUGCCCAAGAAGAAUUGUCGCAAGAGACAUCGGUCACUAAUAUAUCGACCUCUGAGUAUGGAACUGAACUGAAGAUCUGCAAAGCAAUGGAGCAGGAGUCAGUCGAGCCCGUACUGAACAGUGUUCUUUUGGACUUGUGGGAAGCAGCAGCAUUCCCGUUGUUGUCACUUGCUGACAUUUUUCAACUAUGUGGUGUUACGAGACGCGUCCGCGACCUGCUUCAUAAUGAAACCAUAUUCAGGCGUCUAUGUCAGAAUCGCUAUCAGAUCAGUCCAAAUUUGAAACUGUCCUACAUCAGAGUUGCCAAGCACCUCUACAUCGCCACCAGAGUAUCCAGCAUACAUGAAAGCAUACCUGAUUCUGGCAAUGACUGUGUUGUGCAAAAUGAUGAUCCUCAUGAUCAAUAUCAGGUGUUCAAACAAAAAUACUCAAUGUUCGUGCAAUUGUGCAGCCUGGCGAAGAUGCCGACUACAGGACAGAUCCACACCAUUGUGCGGUACAGCCUUCCGCUAAAGAAGCCUUUGAUCAGUAUGCUUUGGCUGUCAUCCCAAGCCACAUCUUCCUACCUACCCAACCUUUCAACUUCAAUGAUUGAAACAUAUUGUAGAGUAUGGGAACAACAGGCGAAGUACAGUUUAGCAGACGCCACGAAUUUGUUGUUGGAGAUGUGCGGCUCCCACGAAGAGUACCAAACAUGUCUCCUGAAAAACCUGGAGCAGAAUAUUCCGGAAACGGCAUCAUUCUUACCCUACGUGAACCGCUCUUGUCGGCUAGUGGAGGUUGCAAAAUGCUUUGAAAGAUUUGCAAGGAGGGAUUCGACAUGGCUCUCAUCAUUAACAUGUGAGAAUCUAAUACGAACACUUCCUCAGCACAUUACUACUCGUUGGAGCUACAACUCAUACGACUUUGUACCAAUAGAGGAAGGUGACAGUGACCUCAGCCAUGACGUGUUAGCCACCCAUAACUGGAUCAACUUCACCAUAAAGUUAGCAGAGUGUCACUCAGUACUCAAGCUCCUGAUCAAGGGCAGCCUACGUGUAUCGCAGUUGGAGGAUUACUUCUUGGCUGUCGUGGCGUACGACGAGGUCUGGCACUGUCUGCUCCAGUCUAGUCGCCCCAAUCGGGAGGUUCUCUUUCGUGACCUGGGAGGCUACCUACUCUCCACAGCACCUGGGUCGAGUUAUGAAAAGGAACUGACAAUAGGGGAACUGCUGGACGCCAUGGACCAGUGUGGCAGCGCGACCCUAGAAGUGCAGGAGAAGUUCUAGUCCCGGCUGCCCCAGUCUAGGUGCCCCAGUCCGGAAAUUCUCUACCCUGACCUGGGAAGCUACCUACUUUUCACACUAUCAAUGCCAGUACCAAGGUCGGAGUGUGAAAAGGAAGUCACAAAAGAGGAACUGCUGAACGCCAUGGAACGGUGUGGCGAGAAGACCUUUAACAGUGCAACCCGAGAAGUGUGUGACAAUGUGUUCGACAGCAUGUGUGACAGCGCGUCCAGCGAAGUGUGUGACAGCGCAACCCGCAAAGUGUGUGUCAGUGGACGUGAUUCUUCUUGUGUCCUGUUU
This is a messenger RNA of Sycon ciliatum, 1566 nucleotides long. RefSeq lists its product as uncharacterized. The record is from RefSeq and is a predicted model, not a curated record. The transcript has 2 exons. Bases 88 to 1269 code for a protein of 393 amino acids. NCBI's taxonomy places the organism in Eukaryota, Metazoa, Porifera, Calcarea, Leucosolenida, Sycettidae.